GUUGGGGAUGCAGGCUGGCAAUGCCAAGACCGGAAGGCCAGCGCUGCCUUGUUAUUGCUUCCCGGCAGAACACCAUCAGCCGCACACGAUCAGGAUCCAUUCUCCAUUCUUUCCCGUCACCUCUUCCUGGUGGAUCUAAGGCCACUCAUGGAAAUGCGGACACUUUCUCCAUUUUGGACACCAUAUUUUCCGAGCCAGAGAAGACCUACUUUGUCCUUGACGUGAUGGCAUGGAAUGGAUGCCUUUUAUAUGAUUGCACUGCCGAGUUUCGCACAUUCUGGGCGCAAAGCAAGCUGGCAGAGAUUGCUGGUGGAGAAUCCUGUCAAGGCGGGUUCUCUUUUGUCCCUGUGCCGCUGUUUCCCUGCAACCCAGAGGGCAUGCAAGCCGCCUACUCAGGCAUGGUGCCAUUCCAGCUGCGAGAUGGGCUCCUUUUUCUCAACAAAGAGGCACACUAUGACUUGGGGUCUUCACCACUUGCGCUGCUGUGGAAGGACGUCCACAGCUCCAGGUUUUCCCUGGACACCGAUGCUGCCGGUGUAGUGCCACAGUGGCAGCACGUUGUGCUGCAGUUUUUGGACAAUGGGUGCCUGGGGACUGGCGAUGACCCACCUCUGAUCGUCGGCACAGUGCCACAGGCCCUGUUCUUGAGCAAGCCAGACCAGUUGAGGCAUAGAAGACUCCUGCGAUUCACCAUCAGGGAAGGUGGACUGAACUUGAGGGAGGGAGAACUUGUAGGUGCUGAUCUGCAUUUUGAAGGUCCUGCCAAUCAGCGACGUGGCAGGGCAGAUUUAAGCAGCAAGAUUGUGUUUCAACACCUUGCCCGCAGCAACCCUAUCACCAUCGGUAUGUUGCUGGAGGUAUCUGGUCACGAUGACAGCCACCGGGGUGAGUUGAGACCUUGA
Coccomyxa subellipsoidea C-169 is the source of this 902-nucleotide messenger RNA. RefSeq lists its product as hypothetical. The record is from RefSeq and is a predicted model, not a curated record. Gene Ontology annotation, cellular component: cytoplasm; nucleus. Gene Ontology annotation, biological process: snRNA import into nucleus. Lineage: Eukaryota; Viridiplantae; Chlorophyta; Trebouxiophyceae; Coccomyxaceae. The transcript is spliced from 4 exons. The coding region runs from base 21 to 902 and encodes 293 amino acids.